This is a messenger RNA of Drosophila bipectinata, 3705 nucleotides long. RefSeq names its product aspartyl-tRNA synthetase, mitochondrial (gene AspRS-m). Gene Ontology annotation, cellular component: cytoplasm. The record is from RefSeq and is a predicted model, not a curated record. Lineage: Eukaryota; Metazoa; Arthropoda; Insecta; Diptera; Drosophilidae. Gene Ontology annotation, molecular function: nucleic acid binding; aspartate-tRNA ligase activity; ATP binding. Gene Ontology annotation, biological process: aspartyl-tRNA aminoacylation.
AAUGGUCACUCUAAAUUUCUGAUUGUCAGCCAAGCCAAAACAGUUAAAAUUUCAUCUUUAAAAACUUGAUAAAAUCAGCCUCGCAUUGAAGGGAUUGUAAAGUGCGUUUGUUCCGUAAUACUUGUCCGUCUGUAUACGGUGUAUUGUGGCCCCACAGUUGACCCAACUGAUCCGAACACUUUGGCGAAGUCACCAGCGGGUGCUUCUGCAGCAACAACUAGUGCGCAGUGCGACAAGCGGCAGCCAACCGGCGGAAAAGCGUAAUUUACUUCGGAGCACCCCAAGCUCGUUGAAUUUAGCGGAAGACCCGGCUAAUUGUGAUCACAGCAUGAGCGGCAGAUACCGUGGCGGUGCUGGCCGGUAUGGUGGCGGCGGUGGAGGAGGUGGCUAUGGCGGCGGUGGAGGUGGCGGCGGCGGCGGCUACAAUGACUUUGACAACUUUCGUGGUGGCGGUGGCCCGCCGCCAUUCAACGACAACUUUGGUCCAGGUCCAGGACCAAAUCCGUUCAACAUGAGCGGUCCCAAUAUUUCGGGCAAUGACUUGAUGCAGCUGAUGAGCGCCAUGGCCAGCAACUUCAACAUGAACUCUCAGCCCCAGCAGCCACUGCGCCUGAGUUGCGGCGAGCUGCGAAACCAUCAUUGCGGUCUCUUUGUGGAGCUGACCGGCCGGCUGAUCAAGAAGCGAGUCAACCGCUUUGCCGAGCUCCGUGAUCGCAACGGCGGAGCCUGCCAGCUGGUCGUGUUGGAGGACAAGCAUCCACGUGUGGCCCGACGCAUGAACAAUAUGCCGGAGAACACGAAUCUGACCAUUGUGGGUCAGGUGAUGCGUCGCCCUCACAACUCGUGCAACCAGACCAUGCCCACGGGUGAAAUUGAGGUCGAGGUGCAGGAUAUUCUGAAUAUUCACUUCCCGACUACCGGUACCAAGCGGGCCGGGGACAAGCGCACGUACAGCACCAUGGUGCAGCAGCAGAACCAUCACGGAAUCACCAGUACCGAGUACAAGCUAGCCAAGAAUGAGAACAUCUUGAAGUACUUCGAGAACCGCGAUAUAACGUGCAACGAUUUGCGACGGGACGAUGUGGGCAAGACUGUGACUCUAGUGGGCUGGAUUCCCUCUUCAAAGAAUAACAAGUUCUUGCAGCUCAAGGAUGGCUAUGGCCAGACGCAGCUUAUGAUUGAGGAUAAGUCGCUUAUGGACACUUUUAUGUCCACUCCGGAACAAACCUUGCUCCAAAUCACUGGUAAAGUGCUUAGCCGGCCUAAGGCCAAUAUUAAUUUGAAAUACGAUACUGGUGAAAUAGAGGUUAGUGUGACGAACGUUAAGAUUAUCAACCCCGACGAUCCCUAUGAUGGCCCGAUUAAGGCCAAGGAGAAGCAGCAGAAGCUUUCGAUUAAUGAUCUAGAGGGGGAGGACAGCACCUCUGCCUCCGAGAAUGUUGCCACCAACAAUGGCAACAUCAAGGAGGAGGGGGGCACUGAUGCUGAAGCCGAGCACCGUGGCAAGGUGGCGGACAUCAAUAAGUUUGCCGACAGGACUCACCAUUGCGGUGAACUGACGUCCAGUGAAAUCAACGAAAAGGUGGUGAUCUGCGGCUGGCUGGAGUUCCAGCGGAUGAACAAGUUCUUCAUCCUGCGCGAUGCCUAUGGACAAACCCAGGUCCUAUUGUCGACGAAAACGAAAGGAUUGGAGGACUAUGCCGAGACGGGUGUGCCAAUUGAGUCGAUUGUGCGAGUGGAGGGUGUCGUGAUCCCCCGGCCAGCAGCCACCAUCAAUCCCAAGAUGCAGACCGGCCAUGUUGAGGUGGACGCCGAUAAGGUUACCAUCUUGAAUCCGGCCAAAAAGAAUCUCCCCUUCGAGAUUCGCAAAUUCAAUCGGGCCGGCGAGCGCUUGAGGCUCACUCAUCGCUACUUGGAUCUCCGUUUCAAUGACAUGCAGCACAAUCUCCGCCUCCGCUCGACGGUCAUCAUGAAAAUGCGCGAGUAUUUAAUAAACUACUUGGGUUUCGUCGAGGUGGAGACCCCAACGCUGUUCAGACGCACCCCGGGCGGCGCUCAGGAGUUUGUGGUGCCCACUAGGAAAGCCGGGCACUUCUAUUCGCUGGUCCAGAGCCCGCAGCAAUUCAAGCAGAUGUUGAUGUCCGGCGGCAUCGACCGAUACUUCCAGGUGGCUCGCUGCUACCGCGAUGAAGCCACGCGUCCCGAUCGCCAACCCGAAUUCACUCAGUUGGAUGUCGAGUUGUCGUUCACCAACCGUGAUGAUAUCAUGCAACUGAUCGAGGAGGUUCUUCGCUACUCCUGGCCAAAGGACUUGCCCCGUUUGCAGACCCCAUUCCGUCGCAUCACAUACGAGGAGGCAAUGGAGAAGUACGGCGUCGACAAGCCAGACACUCGAUUCGGUUUCCUCCUCAACAACGUAACAGACAUUGUCGAAAAAAGCGAAGACUUUAAACCAAAGUUCGACGAUCUCGGCGCUUACGCCAUCGUGGUGCGAGGUAGUGAUGCCUUCUGGAACGGAACGGCCCGGAAGCACUACGAAAGCUUGGGCAAGACCUUCAAGGGAACCCUGUUUGUGCGGAAGAUUGCCUCAACCAAGGAUGUGCAGGAAAAGCUUGCAAAGUUUCUGGGCGAAGAUGUGGCCAAGGAGGUCACUGAAAAAUUCGAUCUCGAGGAGAAUGAUCUGCUCUUCUUAGGAAUUGGUCCCAAGGUGGAGACUCGCGCUUUGUUGGGUCGCAUCCGCCUGGACUACCGCGACUUUUUGUUCGAGAACGGCCGGACAAAGAAGCAAAACGAGUUCCGCUUCUUGUGGAUUAUUGAUUUCCCGUUGUUUGAGCGCAAUCCGGAGACCAAGCAGCUGGAGAGCGUCCAUCAUCCGUUCACUCUGCCGCACGCCGAUGACUUGGAAAACUUUGCCACCAGUUGCGAGAAUAUGGAGAACAUUCGUUCUCAGGCCUAUGACUUGGUUCUGAACGGCCAGGAGGUUGGAGGCGGCUCGAUCCGCAUCCACGAUCGCGAUAUGCAGCACUUCAUUUUGGAGCAAAUUCUCAAGAUCCCCCACGAUCACCUGUCGCAUCUUUUGAGUGCAUUGGAGUCGGGCUGCCCGCCUCACGGUGGUAUCGCUUUGGGAUUGGAUCGUUUGAUCGCCAUUUUGUGCCGUGCGCGAUCGAUUCGCGACGUUAUUGCAUUCCCCAAGUCUCUGAACGGCAGGGAUCCUCUCUCCAACGCCCCAGUUCCCAUCUCGGAUGAGGAGAUGAAGAUGUACCACCUUGCCGUGGCAGAGGAAGCAGAGGAGGAAGCCAACAGUACUUCACACGAACAGGAGGAUGACGAUCCUGACCAGGAGCGUGCCCCGCCGUCCCCCAUGUCGGGUACCAGCGAUACGGAGCAGCCCGAGAUGGACGUGGAUGUUAAGGCGGAAGCCGAAAAAGCGACUACCCCCGCGGAAGUGGAAGAGGAAGUGCCCCCUCCCGCCGAGCCCGUUCCAGCUCCAGCUCCAGCUCCGGCAGCCACGCCAGCAAGGGCCAAGAGAAUCCCCAAGAAGAAGGUCUAAGCACUAGGGACUUCAAUCACAAAAUUACGGAUUAGCAUUUUUUUGGUUUAAGCUCAGUAGUCAGGGCAGUAGGAUGGGGCACGGGCUCGGACAGCAGCCGGGUCGAUUUCAACGAAAAGCUAUACAAAAAAUUGUAUACAAAAAUAUCCGAGAAC